Molecule: messenger RNA, 2398 nt
Organism: Arachis stenosperma
Lineage: Eukaryota; Viridiplantae; Streptophyta; Magnoliopsida; Fabales; Fabaceae
Product: calcium-dependent protein kinase 2-like
Exons: 8
Coding region: 496-2169 (557 amino acids)
Biological process (GO): peptidyl-serine phosphorylation; intracellular signal transduction; protein autophosphorylation
Cellular component (GO): cytoplasm; nucleus
Molecular function (GO): calmodulin binding; calcium ion binding; calcium/calmodulin-dependent protein kinase activity
Source: RefSeq, a predicted model, not a curated record
CUUUGGGUGUGUUUGUAACUCUUACAAGGAACCUUCUUUCUCUAUCUAAAUUCUAAAGUUCUAACCUUUGUUCUGGUCGCACCAUUUAACACUUCAAAUCAAACUUCUCACUAAUACAAAUCCAAAUCCAAAUUCAAUAGUUGACCAGCUUGUCCCUUAUUCCCAUCCAACUUUUCACAAAAACCCAGAUUCUCUGAUCCAUUUUCUCAUAUACCCUUUUGCAUAGUAUUAUCAAAGUUUCAGACUUUGCUUAAUUUUUCUGCAUAUUCUUCUCUUUUCCUUAUCUGGGGUCUCUUCUAUUAUCUUCACUUUCAAGGUUCCUGAUCCAAUUCCAAAGCUUUAUUAUUAUAUUCAUUAACAUCUGUUUGUAUAGUCUUGUUGAAUUCUCAUCUGGCUUUUUUUUAUAUGCGUUGACUGAUCAGCUUCAAGUAUUGUAUUGGUGGUGUUUGUUGAAUUGUCUGAACCAUCUUUACUUUCUGUUUCUGUGACACAAUCAUGGGUGGUUGUUUGAGUAAAAAAGGAUCAGAACAUGAAUACAAUGGUUACAGACAUGGACAUGAACCCUAUGUGAACCAAUCAAAGAACCCUCCUCCACCCCCACAUCAUCAUCAUCAUCAUCAUCAUCAACAACAACAGCAACAACAACAACAGCAACAGCAACAACAACAACAACAACAGCGGCAACCUUACAAUAUACCUGAGAAACCUGCUGCACCUCAAGCCAAUUGGAACAAGAACACUGUUCCUGUUCCAAGUCCAAAACCUGUUAUCAGGUCAGAUACAAUUCUUGGGAAGCCAUUAGAGGAUGUUAGGCAAUACUAUACCCUUGGAAAAGAAUUGGGGAGAGGCCAAUUUGGUGUGACAUAUCUCUGCACUGAGAAUUCAAGUGGCCUGCAAUAUGCUUGUAAAUCGAUCUCAAAGAGGAAGCUUGUUAGCAAAUCUGAUAAGGAGGAUAUAAAAAGGGAGAUUCAUAUUAUGCAGCAUUUGAGUGGACAAGCAAACAUUGUUGAAUUCAAAGGUGCUUAUGAGGACAAGCAUUCAGUUCAUGUUGUCAUGGAGUUGUGUGCAGGUGGUGAGCUUUUUGAUAGGAUCAUUGCAAAGGGACAUUACAGUGAAAGAGCUGCAGCUUCAAUAUGCAGACAGAUUGUGAAUGUUGUUCAUAUUUGCCAUUUCAUGGGUGUGAUGCAUAGGGAUCUUAAGCCAGAGAAUUUCUUGUUGUCCGGUAAGGAUGACAAGGCACUUCUCAAGGCCACGGAUUUCGGUCUGUCGGUAUUCAUUGAUGAAGGCAAGGUGUAUCGUGACAUAGUUGGGAGCGCUUAUUAUGUUGCCCCGGAAGUUCUACGUCGUAGAUAUGGAAAGGAAAUAGAUGUAUGGAGUGCAGGAGUUAUAUUAUAUAUCUUACUCAGUGGUGUGCCUCCAUUCUGGGCAGAGACGGAAAAGGGAAUAUUUGAUGCCAUAUUGGAAGGCCAUAUUGAUUUCGAAAGCGCCCCAUGGCCAAGCAUAUCAAAUAGUGCUAAGGACCUCGUUCGUAAGAUGCUUACACAGGAGCCAAAGAAACGCAUCACUUCGGCUCAAGUUCUUGAGCACCCAUGGAUUAGAGAAGAUGGAAAUGCUUCUGACAAGCCAAUAGACAGUGCAGUCCUUUCCAGAAUGAAGCAAUUUAGAGCAAUGAAUAAACUAAAGAAACUUGCACUUAAGGUCAUAGCUGAAAAUCUUUCUGAAGAAGAGAUCCAAGGUUUAAAGUCAAUGUUUACAAAUAUUGACACUGACAAUAGCGGUUCAAUCACAUAUGAGGAACUAAGGGCUGGAUUGCAACGACUUGGAUCGAAACUCACUGAAGCCGAAGUGCGGCAGUUGAUGGAUGCUGCUGAUGUGGAUGGAAACGGCACGAUCGACUACAUAGAAUUCAUCACUGCUACAAUGCAUAGACAUAGGUUAGAAAGAGAUGAGCAUCUCUACAAGGCCUUCCAAUAUUUUGAUAAAGACAACAGUGGGUUUAUUACAAGAGAUGAACUAGAAUCAGCCAUGAAAGAAUAUGGUAUGGGUGAUGAAGCCACAAUCAGGGAAAUCAUAUCUGAAGUUGAUACAGAUAAUGAUGGAAGAAUCAACUAUGAAGAAUUUUGUACAAUGAUGAGGAGUGGAACAACUCAUCAAGGCAAACUAUUCUAAAUGAAAUAAUUUCACUAGUUUUGAGAGUCUGCAGCUGCUAGGACCCCUCUAGUGAAAAGGCAUCAUGUACUUAUAAUGUUCUUAGAAGGUUUCCAAUAUUUAAUAAAAAUAAAUAAUAUUAUCUAACAGGGCAUGUAAAGAUUAUAAAUUUUAGAUUUGUUUUUGAGUUUCAAAAUUUCAAUGUCCUGAGUGACUGAUAUCAACUUUCUUUGGUUUCUUUUUUUUUUUC